This is a messenger RNA of Quercus lobata, 1583 nucleotides long. RefSeq names its product mitogen-activated protein kinase kinase kinase 18-like. The record is from RefSeq and is a predicted model, not a curated record. The transcript has a single exon. Bases 301 to 1578 code for a protein of 425 amino acids. Gene Ontology annotation, molecular function: protein kinase activity; ATP binding. Lineage: Eukaryota; Viridiplantae; Streptophyta; Magnoliopsida; Fagales; Fagaceae. Gene Ontology annotation, biological process: protein phosphorylation; signal transduction.
UAUAUGUUUUCCAUUCCCACACUCUAACCCUUAUUCAUGACACGUGCCCAAGUCUCAUUUUGCCACGCAAUAACCGACUAGCUUGGUAGCCCAAAGCCGUCAACCCCACCCAAAUUUUGACACGUUGUAGACUCGCGUUAAAGGAAUUGUCAACCCUAUUAGAGAGAGCCCAACCAUUUACCAACCAAUAAAACUAACCCCUUUAAAUUAUCCACCUUAUUUAAAUUAAAGAGUCCCUAUAUAAAGGCAAAUAACAAACUAAAUAGACCCAGCAAAGCCUUUUUCAUUUCAGCUUACAAAAUGGACUGGACUAGAGGACAGACCAUAGGCCAUGGCUCAUCAGCCACCGUUUCCCUAGCCACCUCUCACAACUCCGGUGACAUUUUUGCCGUGAAGUCAUCCGACCUAUCCAAAUCCAAGUUCUUGCAAAGAGAGCAAAAAAUUCUAUAUUCUUUAAAUAGUCCUCGUAUUGUCAGCUACAAGGGGUGUGACAUUACUAUGGAGAGCAACAUGGUCAUGUACAACAUUAUUAUGGAGUAUAUUUCUGGAGGCACGCUUACUGAUGCAAUUCGCAACCAUGGAGGCUGCCUUAAAGAAUCAGUGAUUGGAUAUUACACGCGACAGAUUGCACAAGGGCUAGAGUACUUGCAUUCACAGGGCUUGGUACAUUGUGACAUUAAAGGUAGGAACAUUUUGAUUAGUGAAGAUGGUGCAAAAAUCGCUGAUUUUGGGUGUGCUAAGUGGGUUGAUAAGGUGGAGGAGAUUCCAAUUGCUGGCACCCCAAUGUUUAUGUCACCGGAGGUGGUGCGUGGAGAGGAGCAGGGGAUCGCUUGUGACAUUUGGGCACUUGGGUGCACAAUUAUUGAAAUGGCUACUGGUGGUGCACCGUGGCCUAAUGUGGCUGACCCGGUAUCGGUCUUGUACCAAAUUGGAUAUUCCGGUGAAUUGCCUGAGUUUCCAAGAUUUCUAUCCGAGCAAGCAAAGGAUUUCUUGGAUAAGUGCCUAAGGAGGAGCCCAAAGGAGCGGUGGACAGCAAGUCAACUUCUAAAGCAUCCAUUUCUUGAGGAAUUAGAUUCUAGUGCAAAGCCAAUUCAAGAACCCAAUUCAAGUUCUCCAACAUGUAUUCUUGAUCAAGGCUUUUGGAACUCACUGGAUGAGUCAGACAGUGUUAGCAAUCUGAUUGGCACAACGCGUGAGGGAAAUCUCCUGGGUGAUGAUAGGAUCAGACGGUUGUCGUUGUUUUCAGGGGUACCCAGUUGGACAUGGGAUGAUCAUUGGACCACAAUAAGAGGGAAUAAUUGUGAAGAAAGCAAUAUUACUAUGGAUGAUGUGGAAGGUGAAGCUGAUGUAAUUUGUGGGUCAGAAACAGCUUCCAUUAGUAAUGGUCUGGAAGAGCUGGAGAGCACAGUCGGUGUCGAUGGGUUCAAUUUUUUAGAUAACAAUGUAAAUAGUAGUGGUAGGAAUUUAUUGGGUUUGUGUAAUUGUAGCAGUAGUUUAGCAGCUUUGAGCAAUCUCCAUUUUGAGAGGAACAGAGACAAGCUGUUACUUAAUUCAAUUUCAAGUCUUUUAAGUUCAUAAAUUUA